AUCGAUUGCGCCAUAAAAUAGACGCUCAACCUUAGCCAUUUUCUACUGAUCUGUUUCCAAUUAGCCAAUCAUUCGAUCAUUCUGACAGAUAGGUGAAGGUCUAUUGCGGCGCGCCGUCACGAACCAGAAUCUAUCUACAAAAGGCCGAACCAACGGAACCGGAGCUUCAGCAGCAUCAACCAGCCACCGAGAAGAAAGUACCGCUAAUCCGGCACAACCUGAUCUUCGCACGAGAUACACGUCUGCCGGUGGACGGCAGCUCGGUUAGAACAUGAAUUCCCGCGGUUUGCGAAGUGGAAGGAUUAUCGUCGUGGCGUCGUCGUCGUCGUCGUCUUAAUGGUCGCGGAAUAUCAUUAAAUGGGAAAGGCAAAUUGCGGGGGGAAAAAGUGGUCCAACCACCGAAAGCCAACCACCGCUAAGAGCCAGUCCACACCGACCCCUUGUGAUAUUGUCAAGAAACGCAGCGGUUCUUUGCUGGUGCCAUAAGUAAGGGCCUUCUGAGAUGGUUGGGGAAAAGAGCGAGCGUAAAAGCAGUGGCCCAAAAAAAGAGUGCGAAAACGAUCAUCUGGCCCUGUUGCUGCUACUGCUACUGCUCAAGAUCAACCUGAUGAUGGUGGAGUGUUGAUCAGGGAAGACACGCGGAAAUGAUGUUGGAGGAGAACGGGUGCGCAGAGCGUGUGAGAAAAGCGUGGCGUGGAGAAAAUUAUAAUAAACAUACACACACACACACUCACGCACUUGAAACAGACCAAAAAAAAACAAGAAUGUUAGGCCUGGAAGUUACUGACCCGUGCGGAUUGGAGCUUGGAGUCUUGGAGUCUUGGGGUUGGCGAAAGCGAGACAGCUCCAAGCAGCUCGUAGUGCAGACGCGAAAGAGCAGGACAUCGCGGAACAUCGUGAUUGAGGGUGAAAUUCGUGGCCGAACAUCGCGAUCGGAUUGACGCGCGGUGCACCCGAACGGGGACGGGUUUUUCACUCGCAAGCACAUACGGCGUGCGUUUCAUCCGCAGGUUCGAUCUUCUCAGUUGACACACUUCUUUGGGGUGGAUCAGUCGAAACGUGCUGCUGGUCCCGAUCGGUCUACAACACCGGGCCCCUGGCGCGAAUAAAGCAUACACUGCUUUCGUAUUAUAGUGUGAUUCCGGUGUGUUGGUUGACGUAGUGUACCGGUGGUGCAUAUAUCUCCCCUUACGCACAGUGUUCCAAUCUCCAAAUCCGCUUCCAGGAGGCGUACGGUGGUGAAAAUAAAUCCCCACACUUUCGCGCACUAACGUCAUCGCCCUGUUUCGGGUCGGUCGGGUGCGGUGUGUUCAGGUUGUGGUCCCCACAAGCCAGUGCCCAGAUUCUCCCGAAAGUGGAUACAGCACGUAGCGCAAGGAUGGUGCUAUCGAUAAGCAGACACCACACCGUCGUUGCACGGCGCGCAUGGUCGUUGAUGCCGCUGCAGCUGAUAGUAGGCGGCGCCUGUGUACUGCUGAUGCUUCAGGAUCAUCAUCAUCGCGCGGUGGAGGCUACGAUACCGACCAUCGAUAAUAUCGUAAAAAUUCUACAAUCACCCGUCGUACAGCAGUUGAUUCUUCCACGACCUUUGGUAGCGGCCGAUCCGACCGUUGUUGCCGACGAACCGUCAUCGGGACCGUCUUCGAUGAGCAUGAGCAUGAUGAUGAAAGAUCCCGUCAAACCAUCGCAGACAAACGACGACGCCGCCGCCGCCGCUAAAAUGGGUUCGAAAGACAGCAAGCAGGCGCAAAACAGUGCCCGCGAUGAAGUAGUCCGGACGAAGUUCCUGAUACCACGCACCCGAUCCUUGCCGGGCUGUCCACUGUGCGAUGCGUCGGUAUAUAGCUACUGCGACGAGAAGGUGUACCACGACGCGUGCUGCUGCGGUUCCAUCAACGGUGCGGCCCCGUUCGGUGGAGCCGGAGGCGGAGGUUUCGGAGGGUUCGGUGGCUUCGGUCGACAGGGGUUCGGUGGACCGGGUGGCUUUGGUGGUCCGGGCGGCGGUAGUGGCUGCGGGUACCAAGGCUGUGGAUUCCUUUACGCCAACUCCUGCUAUGAACAUCAGCUGAUAGUGAACUGUUGCUGUAAUUCGCCAUACUAGAUAGAGCUUAGGCAGGUGGCUCGAACUGUGAGUUGUACUUUUCGGAUAGUCUUCGGUUUAGAGCAGUUUAUCGAUAAGACAGUGUUCUGUUUACAUCUUAAACUUUAUGGAUCUUCUUGUUUCCAUUUUAAUGGUUGUUUUUUUUAACUUUGCCGACAUCCUUAUCCUAGUUUUAGCAUCACUUAGUUCUUAUGGGGUUAGUUUAAGUUUCGUUUCGUCGAGUACACGAAAAAGUGACAAAAAUAUUGUGAAUCCUGGAAGAUUCUUAUUUAUACAGCUGCCUUAGCUUAGAGUUAAGGGUUCUUGCCACCCUAUUUAUCAGAGACAGAGAGAGAGAGAAUGUUGACAUGUUGAACAAGACACACGUAC
This is a messenger RNA of Anopheles merus, 2470 nucleotides long. RefSeq lists its product as uncharacterized. Bases 1379 to 2101 code for a protein of 240 amino acids. The transcript has 2 exons. NCBI's taxonomy places the organism in Eukaryota, Metazoa, Arthropoda, Insecta, Diptera, Culicidae. The record is from RefSeq and is a predicted model, not a curated record.